AUGACAACACAUCCUUACCGGCCUUUCGAGCCGACAACGCCUCCCAAAUCAUCGUAUUCUAUAUUGAAUAAGACCAAGUCAAUGCAUUUGCCAGUUUCCCAUCUACCGUAUGACAGUAAGUACAGUAACUAUUCUAAAAUAAAAGAUUUUAUAACUAUCAAGCUGUAUUCAAUGCCGGACAGUAUUUUCGAGUACUUUUUUUCGAAUAUUUUUAUAAAAUUUAUAUUACACUUGCCAUUGCAGUACUCCCACCCCCUCCAUAUCAGUCCGGCUCUUCGGACGAUGCCUCUUCCGGCCGCUACUCCGAUUCGUCCUAUCGGUCUCCGGUGAAACGUCAUUUGUCCUGGAACAAUAUCGUAGAUGCUGACGACAUUAUAAAGCAGAAAGUUCAAAUGCACCCCGGUAAUAUUGGAAUCUACACAGUCACUGGAGCUGGCGUUAAUUUGAAUCCAUACGGCAGCACAACGGUUGGACAGACCAGUUGGACCACAAUGCCCGUCCACAGCGAUGGCGGGAGCUUGGCGGGGAGUCAGAUUUCGGUUAAUGUGAGUUUGGGGUAGUAGUUGAGAUGGGUGAAAAAAUAUGAGAAUUACUCUGUGGGUAAUGGCCGGAUUUUCCUCAAAGUUUGCAUGCCUCAUCUGUAAUCUCUAGAUAUCAUAUGUUCGAAAUUCCAGCGUCUUACAUGCAUAAGUUUUUGAGAUAUUCAACGUUCUUUACUAACGUGUUAGAUGGGUCAUGGAUAAUACUAUAAAACUUUGACAAGGAAAGUACUUUUAUGGGGGCUCCUACUUUUUGACGGGAGAUAUCUCAAAAAAUCAGAAAAAAUGUGCUGAUCAAGGAUAUAUAAAUCCUAGCUGCCCAUUUUAGGUUUUUAGGGGUGAAAAUGCCCAAAAACUGGCUCAGUUUCCCUACAAAAGGCGCAUGCAUUCGAAACGAUAAAAAGCGCAGUCGGUCUCUUCCUUCGGAAGAGAGCGGUGUGGCCGAGUGGUUAGUGCCGUAGUCUGGGAAUCAAGAGAGAGGACGCCGCACGGGUUCGAUUUCCCUUUUGGACUGAAUUAACUUUUUUUGUAGUUGAAGGUCGGAAAAAUAAAUUUUUGUGUCAAGACUGAUUUAUUACGUCUUAGAAACACAAUAAACAUCAUUUUAAGCCAAAAUAAAAAUUGUAAACCUGUGAAAAAUUUAGCGAAAAGGGGUUCAUAUAGGGCUUUAAGUCAUCUUCCGAUUGAGUUUUCACCCUUAAAAACCUAAAAUGGGCAGCUAAGAUUUAUAUAUCCUUGAUCAGCACAUUUUUUCUGAUUUUUUGAGAUAUGUCCCAUCAAAAAGUAGGAGCCCCCAUAAAAGUACUUUCCUUGUGAGAAGAGUUGUCGGAAUUGCCUCAAUUUUUUUGUAACACCUCCGAGAUGGGUGUUUAUUAAAUUCUACAACGAUUUUUUAUGAUUGUAUAAAUGAAACUUUUGUUUUUAUCAAAAAAGUAAAGCAUGAUGACAUUCCGGCAGAUUUCUUUUUUUAUACCGUUUUUUAUGUCAUAUAUCCCUCCAAAACUGAAAUCUUAUAUAUCUUAUAUCGUAUUUGGUCUCCAUCAGGAUGUGUCACUCACUUAUUUGCCCGGUAAAGCCGAAAUACAUCACGUUUUUUUUUCUUAAUUUACCCGAUCAACAGCCCUAUUGUUAGCAUUUGUUUUGCACGAUAGUUUGACCUGCAUGAUGACUGAAAGACGAAACGGGUUUUGGUAUGCGUGUUAUGCGUGAGGCUGUGUUUACCGAGCCCUAUUCAAAUUAGAGCUCGGUCGGGCUUAGCGGCUGAAAUUCGAGCAACUUGACUGGGGAUCAAACGGGUAAUCGGAGGCGAACUGGUUUUUGCAGAGCAAAGUUUUUUCGCGCAACUUAAACCCUACAGCAAAAUACAGUUUUUUGAGGGUGCUCUGUUUCAUGAUAAAAUUUUUGAUUCCCAUCUCUGGUUCCGUAUUGUUAUCUGAUCGUCUCUUUUGUGAUGCCAUUUGAACCCGUGUUUACUUUCGGUUUUCACGCCGAACUGGGCUAGUUUUUGGAGAUUUUUAUGGCUUUGGAGAUGUAUUAUAAUGUCUGAGCCUGCCGUUUUUAUAAGCUACAUAUAUCUCCAUUAAAAUCGCCAAAAAAAUUUUGAUUUCCAUAUAAGGAAUUAAAAAAAAAUUGCUAGGAAUGCAAGUUCAGAUGUUGGGAAAACUUGGAAAAAAUUACGACAAAAAGUUUGUAUUAGUAUACAAUGGCGGACCUGAUCCAAUGGCAAAAGCACCGAUGUCCUGCCUGCACCGUAUAUCAAUUCCUCAAAAUUUUAGCUCUGGAAUUGCAGGCAUAGCCGAGAUAUUCAACGAUCUUUGCAUGCGAGAUAUACUGCAAAAUGAGGAGGUGGGACGGACAAAAAAGGUUUUUGCAAGGGCUCAAAUCUUGCAAGUAUAGUGUCGGACCUGAUACAGCGGCAAAAAACGUACUAUUUUGCAUCCGGGAAGUAUCAAAAAAUGUUGCAAAAUGCCUCCCUCUCCAACUAAAAAACUCCGUUUUGAAAAGCGAGCCCGCUCUUUUUGUGAGAAGCCCUUCAAAACGGAGUUUUUUAGUUGGAGGGGGAGGUAUUUUGCCUCAUUUUUGAUACUUCCCGGAUGCAGGAUGGUACGUUUUUUGCCACUGGAUCGGGUCCGACACUAUACUUGCAAGAUUUGAGCCCUUGCAAAAACAUUUUUUGUCCGUCCCACCUCCUCGUUUUGCAGUAUAUCUCGAAUGCAAAGAUCGUUGAAUAUCUCGACUAUGCCUGCAAUUCUAGAGCUAAAAUUUUAAGGAAUUGAUAUACGGUGCAGGCAGGGCAUGAGUGCUAAAUUUCAAGAAAUUCGGAGCCUUUUACUUUGAGCAAUUUACUUGAUAUUCCAAGGUCUUCAAGUCCAAAAUUCACAAAGUUUUUUUUGCCGAUAGGCCAUUUUCUAUGUUGCUAUACAAAAUUCGACUGGAAUUUUUAUUACCUGUCGUAUUUUUGCCGCAAUUUUCAUUUCCAUGCACAUUCCCCCCUCUAUUUUCUUUAUAUGUCAUCAAUCCCUUGCGGUCCUCGCCGCGCACUCCGCAAUUUGUUUGCGCUGUUCGGCUGGGGGUCAACGUCGGAGGUGCUUAUGGCUUGCGUUGUAGGCGCUGCAGUUACCGUGGUAACGGCGCGCGGAUUAUGAUUAUUCAUAUUCUUCCGCUUCCCUAGCCUCUCUCUCUCUUUGCCCUGAUCUUUUUUUGAUUGUCGCCGUUUCUUUUCGCUCUCUUCUCCCCAAAUUGUCUAUAAAAAACGCGAGAGAGAAAUUUCUCAGCCGUCUCUUCGAUGCGAUUGAUCUCUAUGCGAGUUAAAAAGGCGGUUGGUUGGCGCAGCGCGAAGCGCCCGAGGGCGAAAACGCAGGUCGACGCAACAUUUCGGCCGUUGGACAAUACAAGAGGGGGGGUAAAGGUGAGCUGAACAGAGAGCGUAUAGAGCCCGGAGGGCAAAGAGAAAAAUAUUGCAAAAACUAGAGACCACAGUAACUUCAAUACAUCAGAGAUAUCAAGGUUUUCGCGCAAGGUAAAAAUACUGUGGGAAAAUGAAAAGUCCGCCCAUUGCCGACUUUAUAGAUCAAAUAAAAUAAGAGAGAGCAGAGAAAAGGACAAAAAGUCUGCUCUGGAUAAUAGAGUGACCCAAGGCCGAUGGACGAGACAUAGCAACGCCGCUGACGGUAGUCCACGUGAAAGAGGUAAAGGCCUCGCAAGGGCCUUGAGGGUUCGCGGGAAGGGGGGACAAAAUGAGAAAUUUGCAUGAAAGUUUUUUUACGCGCGGUGUGUCAUUACUGUUUGGGGCUAGGCAUGGCUAAUUAUUCGGGGUUUGAAGAUCGUUUUAGCUGUUGGGGAGGGGUUUAAAAUACGAGUUGUAGAAAACGAUUUAUUUUGUUUUGAAUCACAGUCAAUGAUGGGUUUGAAAGAGUGUUUCGAAUAUCGAUUGUUUUCUUUGCCGGAGGGCCUGUAGAAUAGUUAAUUAAAAUAGCUUUAUCAUCAUGCAUCAAAAGGGCAGCAAAAAAUUGUGUUUGCGGAAAUGAUUAGAAAAUUGAAGAAGUUCUCUUUACAAGAGAAGUUUCUCGAGAAUCUACACUGAUAUUUUCUUCAAAUUUGGAGUAAAUCGUCUAUCUACAUCAUACAUCAAUCCCCAAAAAUUUUAGUUUGCAAUUUGCAGGAACCGCCGUGAUAUUAACCGACCAAAAAAUAGGAAAAAUAUAGGAUUUCCCGCAACUUUCGGCUUAAAAAUCUCGGUUGUUUUUGCAAAGCGCAAGGUAAAAUUCUGCCAUGCGUCUGAGAGACACUCAGUCUUGAUCUGAGCCAAAUUUCAUCCAAAUCGGAUCGUCGCCCUUUGGGAAAUUCACUUCGAAAGUCGACCAUUUUUUUCUGACUUUUUGACAUUUUUAUUUCUCCCGUUUCCUCCCUCAUUUACACGACAAUUUUCUUAGUAUUUCUCAAGAUAAUUUAUCUAUGAAAUCGAGGUAAACAAGUCUCAAUUCCAGACCAAACACAACCCCAACAUUCGGCCGCCACAGCACACUCCCGGGCCGGUGAUGGCCGGCUCCCGACCCCCCUCGGAGGCGCUCCAUCCCAUCGGCGGCUCGACGUUGAUCGAGGGCGGCGGAAAGAGCCCAACACCGAAGAAGAACCGCAUGCAAGACCUGCGGAAUUGCUGGGCCAAGCCCAGCAGCAAGUUCUGCUGUUUGGCCAUAUUGGUUUUGUUGAUCGGAGCCAUCAUUGGAACGGUCGUUUUGACACAAGUUUUGGCACUGCCUACGGUAAGAUGAACCUCUCAGUAAUACGAAAAAAUUCUUGGCUUCAAUUUUGGGACACAGCUCAAAAAAAUUUUUUUUUGAAAUCCUAUUUUUUUGCACUGUGCGAUGAAACAAAAAGAGUAGUAAAAGACGUCAUAGAUGACGGAUUUUCUGGAUUUUUUGAAGCGAAUACAAAAAUUUGGAUGAAUUGCAUUUCUAUCAGAUCAAAAUUACCAUUCAUAAUGACGUAUUUUAUAGAUUUCUUAGCAUAACAAAAUUUUUUGCACUGUGCGGCAAAAAACGAAUUGUCAUAAAAUACCUCACCGAUGACAGUUUUUUCUCAUAUUUUUGAGCCAUUAGAAAACAUGCAAUACUAGCGUUCAGUGAAAGUAAAAAUAACUGUCAAAACGACAUUCUUUGCGAAGAAUUUUCGAAAAUAAUUUUUUCGCACUGUGCAGACAAAAAAAUAUUUUUUUUGACUGGUCCGUAAAUUGAUAUGAAAAAAUGAAAAAUCGAUGCGUAAUAUUGAAAUCUAUUUUUUCAGCAAUUGUCCUGGAGCUGGCUACCUCCGCCAAUCGAGCGAAAAAAUUCGGACACCCCGAAUCGGUUCAGAAUGCAAGUGGCAAAAGAACAAGUCCGAAUUGAGCAGACUGGUGCGCCUCCAUUUACUUCGAGCUAUGUCUCAGUACUGGAUUUUAAGACAGUAAGUCAUAUUGAAAAAAAUUUUUUUUAUUUUUCGAAAAUAAAAUCCGUAUUUUAGAACAAAAUUGCCAUCAUGGACAACUCGGUGCGAAAUAGCGGCGAGAUGAUUUGCUUUUUGAUGAACCUGGACCUCUCUGAUAUUCGGUCCGUCGAACAGUUCCAACGAGCCGCCAGAAUUGGCGCAACAGUAAGUUUAUUUGGGAAAAAUUUUUGAUUGGCAAGGGAAAUACCCCCAAGUGCGACGCUCAGAUUUUCUUUAAAUUUUGCACACACGUCGGUCAUGAACUAAGUAUCAAUUCUUUAAAAGUUUUAGCUCCCACUUUGCAAGCGCCGCCGAGAUAUUGAACGAUCUUUGCCGCCGAGAGAGCACACUAAACGUGGAGAGCGGUCAGAGAGAAACAGCACUUUUUGGCCAUAACUUUGCUAGUUUCGCGCGGAAAAAAUUGAUUUUUUGUGGAAAGAUUACCCUCUAUGGUAGAAAUAGGCAUGAAACUUUUUGUGCCGAAAUUCGGCAAAAAGUGUCAAAUUUUCGCCAAGUUUCGAUCUAAAAAUUUCGGUUGUUUCUGCAAUGCGCGAGCUAGGAUUCUCGCAUAUAUUUUAGAAAUAAAUAUUCUAAAUUUGUGCCAAGUUUCAUCAAAGUCUGAGCGUCGCACUUGGGGUACCCUGUGUUGAACUUACCGAUUUUUUUCAAAAUUCGCAAACUUUUUCUUAACAACAUACAUAAAAAAUGUCGUAUUUUACAGAAAGAGGUGCAAACAAAUGGCUGGAAGGAGACUUGGACGCUUAUCGCCACACCAAUCUCCAAUCCAAUGGUCUCUUCUCAGGCGUUCCAACCGGAACUUGCUGAAUGCAGAGGCGCCAAAUGGGUUGAGCUGUCCAGAACCGGCGGCAAUCAGAAGAGUAAGUCAGCGUUCAUCAAUUUUUGAGCACUUUUUUCGAUUGGACGACUGCACGGUGCAGAAAAAUUUGAUUAGAAAUGCACUGUGCACACAUAAUUUUAUUUCAAAACUGCUCUGGUGCAGUUUAAGGUGAAAAUUAGAGAUGUGUAAAUUUGUCAAGCUUCAAGUAAAAAGUUGGGCUGUACAAUAAAUGUGAUAAUUUUUCUGUUGCACAGUGCAAUAAAAGGCAAAAACUGAAACUGCACUGUGCGGCUCAAAAAAGUGCUUGAAAUCGCCUCGGGGCAGUAUAAAAAUUGAUUUUAAAACAGUGUAAAAUAGUUUUAUAGCUCUGUAAAAGUACUACGAUGUAAAAAAUCAAAUAUUUUUCAUCGCGCAGUGCAAUAAAAACGUGAUUCGAAAAAUUGCACCGUGCAAUUGAUUUUUUGGUUUUUCUCGAUUAAAAUGAUAUUUUAAAAGCGAAAAAGUGACGAAUAUGACAUUUUUAUACCACACCAUUAUAUUUUUGCCAAUUUCAGACUUCCGUUGCGCCGAAUGCACCGACUUUUGUCUUCCACAUUACGCCAUUGAGCACGACAAUAUCCGAGGUGAGCACUACUUGAACAUCAAGCAAAGGGACUGUUUCUACUUUUUCGUGCCCCAAUGGAAAGGUUUUGCGGCCGCGCAGCAGUUUAACACCGCUCAGGUAAGUGCAAUAUAACUUUAUAUUAUACUCGUCUAGUAUAAUAUUUUUUAAAUUUACUGUGUGUGAUGUGACGUUGGUUGGUGAUAACUGGGUGGUUUAUUCUGUAAUCUGAUACAUUCUCUUCUCCGACUGUAAAUUAUUAGAUAAAAUUAUAAUUUUUUUGAAUUUCCAACUUUUCCCACUAACUCCCUAUCCUUUGAUUCGUUGUGCAUUCCUCUUGCCUCCACGGCAUCGCUCCCAAUCCCGUUGCCCAAUUUCAGAACCCCCAGCUCCCAACCAAUGUCCCCUUGUCUCAAUUAUUAUCCCAAUCCCCGCAAUUACAGUCGCAGCAGAAUCAGCAGAGAACUUUGAACAACCAAGGGCAAUUCGGUCAGCAGCCGGGCCAGUUCGGCCAACAGCCAGGUCAAUUCGGUCAGAAUCCGUUCCCAAAUAAUCAGAAUCAGUUCAAUAACGGGCAGAAUGGAGGUGGCGGAGGUGGAUUCCAGAGUGGAAUCAAUCAGAUUGGCCAGGGAAUUGGCCAAAUCGGACAGGCGAUUGGGCAAAAUCCGACUGCUCAGAGGGUUGGAAAUGCGCUGGAGAGUCAGUGGAUUCAAGUCCAAAAAGUUCCAGGUGAGAUGAAUUGUCGAUCGCACAGUGCAGAAACUUUUCUUAAUUUGCACGGUGCGGCAGAACGAAAAAGUUUUUCGCACAGUGCGGCAGAAUGAAAAAGUUUGAUUCUACCGCACUGUGCAUAAAGUUUGUGCACAGUGCGGCGGAAUGAAAGUUUUUUUUUUCGCACAGUGCGGUAAAUUUGGUGAACAUUUCGACUUGCACGGUGCAAUGCGAAAAAACUUCGUUCUGCACCGUGCGAAAAUAUUUUUUGUGAAAAACCGCACUGUGCAAUUGGAAAUCCAAAAGAUAUCCAAAAUUCAAACAAAUAAUUUCAACUUUUCAGGUCAAAUUGCGAAUUUCUCGGCCGAAGCUGCCAGCGAUUUCCGUUCCAACGUCGAUCAAUGGGGCCAGGCUCUGUUUGGCAGUAACAAUAACAAUCCUCAAAAUCAGCAAAAUCCCCCAAGCCCGUCCCAGAUCUUCUCGCAAAACCCCAAUAAUCCGGGAAAUAUUCAAAAUCCAGGACAAGUAAGUCGUAAUUUUCCCAAAAAAAUGAAGAAAACGAAAAAUUUUGCUUUGACCCACGAUUGGAAAUUUUCAGAGCACCUUUAACAACCCCACCCAGAAUCAAAUUCCAUUCACGGCACGUAACAUUGACUCCAAUCCGUCGUCCUUCAACAACCCCGGAUUCGGCUCCAACAUCCCCAAUCCAAAUGUAAACCAACAACAAUUCGGGCAGCAGCUCCACGAACCGGGGACGGCGUUCAAUCAACCCCCUCUAACUACGAAUCAAGGCGUUGCCAAGUGGAACCCACGCACGGGAUGGCAACCCGAGGGACAACAGGUGAGUGGAGUGAGGUGGAGUGUGAUGACAAAUGACAGUUACUGUAGGGGUAUCGCGAGUCUGUGGGCAGCAAUUUUGCGGGCAGCCAAAGAUUUUUUGUUUCAAAAACACUUGGAAAUCAGCCAAAACUUGUCUUUCUCCAAAGUGCCCGCAGAAUCACCGUGGAUUCCUUGCUGCCCGCAAAAAACCCCGUGAUUCAAGAGUAACUAGUCCUUCACAACUUUCAAUAAAUUUUCAAGAAACCACAUUAUUUGAAGGUACUCCGUCUAGUGUCUUGAGAAUUUUCUGCUACUCCGUAACCGUGCAUUUUUUCUACCAUACUCCAAAAAAUUAUCUUUCGGGCAGCGAACCGCGCUACGGCAAAAAGAAGUGCACUGUGCAAACUCGCCUUUUUUGGUCUACAGAGCGACGCAAUUUUUGCAGAAAAAGCCGAGGGCUCAGAAAACCCUCAAGACCUUUUCGGCGAAGAGUAAAGUCGGGUGAAAUUUUGUUUCCUCGACAAAAAAUCCGAGAAACGGAAAUGCACUGUGCAUACUCGCCUUUUUGGGUCUGAUGCACAGUGCAGAACACGUUUUUCUACCGAGCGACGCAAUUUUUGCAGAAAAUGCACGGUGAGGAUUGCAGGAAAUUCUCAAGACCUUUUAGACGGAGAGUGAUUUCGGUUGAAAUUUUUUCCCUCCACAGACUUAUUUUUUUCAGAAUUUCGGCCAAGACGUCAAUUCCCAGAACAAUCAGCAGCAGCCGAACCAGUUUGGGACGUCGAAUUGGAUGAGUUCAGCACAAGGCUAA
Bursaphelenchus xylophilus (pine wood nematode) is the source of this 9281-nucleotide messenger RNA. NCBI's taxonomy places the organism in Eukaryota, Metazoa, Nematoda, Chromadorea, Rhabditida, Aphelenchoididae. The record is from the annotation of a GenBank genome assembly.